Messenger RNA from Trifolium pratense (red clover), 1233 nucleotides. Its product is annotated as putative esterase F42H10.6. The record is from RefSeq and is a predicted model, not a curated record. Bases 124 to 597 code for a protein of 157 amino acids. The transcript is spliced from 4 exons. NCBI's taxonomy places the organism in Eukaryota, Viridiplantae, Streptophyta, Magnoliopsida, Fabales, Fabaceae. Gene Ontology annotation, molecular function: fatty acyl-CoA hydrolase activity.
AAAAAUAAAAAAAUUGAAGACAGAUCAAAAUUCCUAGAAACAUAGCUUAAAAAUGGAGGAGGUUGAGAGAUGAAAUAACCCAGAAGUGAGAAGUCAAAGUGAAAGCUCUAAACAAAAAACAGAAUGGGAAAAACAGAGUUUGAAUCAGUGAAGAGGUACUUGGAGAAUAAUAAAGGAGAAUCAGAAUCAGAAUCAGAAACUCGAGCAUUUUUGGAACAUCUAAUCUUGCGUGGCCUACGCCUCAAUCUCAUUGAACCUGGCCAUGUCGUCUUCUCAAUGAACAUUCCUCCACGUUUACUCAAUUCAGGUAACUACUUACACGGUGGUGCUAUAACUACUCUGGUGGAUCUGAUAGGCGCAGCCGCAAUUCCCGCCGCUGGAUUUCCGUGGGAUUCCGGAGUUUCCCUCGAGAUCAAUCUAUCAUGCUUGGAUGCUGCAUAUGCUCAUGAGGAGAUUGAGAUCGAUGCCAGAGUUCUACGAGUAGGAAAGACUAUAGCUGCUGUAAGUGUGGAGUUCAGGAAGAAAAAGACUGGCCAAAUUUUUGCUCAGGGGCGUCAUACCAAAUAUCUUCCUAGUACCAUAGCCAGUAAAUUGUGAUACUCAGAACAAAGAAGAUAUGAAAUUUUUGAGGUAGAAUACUAUUCUACCAAUUAUAAUUCAAAAAUUCUAUUUGACAUUCAUUUCUCAUAUGAUUUGAUGGGGAUUUCCAUCAGGUGUUGUUUGUGUUUCAUUCAAUAUCAUUCCCUGCUAGAAAUAUUAGAGUUGUAUUUUAUCAAUGUUUGGUUUUCUAAGUUCCAUAUAAUUGAGAACAAAGUCACGAAUAAGAUAUUUUGAGUAUCCUUAGAAUAGGGUUGCUCUUGGUGAUGGUUAUUUUGAUCCCUUGUAACAUAAUUUAUACAAAGGAUGGCUUAUACCAGAAAUGGUCUGUGUAAUAAUUCUUAUAAUUGUGCAGUUGAUAACUAGCCUAUAUUAUAGUAUCUGAAAUUACCUUCUGUUAAAGAGGAAGUUGGAUAUCCCUUCAAUGCAGGUUGCACUGCGGGAGCUCGAGCUCCUUUGUGGGGGUGGCAUGGCAACCGUGUUGGUUUGGGUAUGUGCAUGAAUUUGAAUCCUCUCUUGCCCUUCUUCUCCAAUUUUAUGUCCUACACAGAUUUGAACCGCCCAUCAAUUAUACUAUGGUGUUGACUGCUAACAUUUAAUGAAAAUCAAAGGUUGAGAUCGAACGGUACCAUUCAA